This is a messenger RNA of Coregonus clupeaformis (lake whitefish), 1414 nucleotides long. Its product is annotated as short coiled-coil protein B. Bases 179 to 421 code for a protein of 80 amino acids. The record is from RefSeq and is a predicted model, not a curated record. Gene Ontology annotation, cellular component: trans-Golgi network. The transcript has 4 exons. Lineage: Eukaryota; Metazoa; Chordata; Actinopteri; Salmoniformes; Salmonidae.
AGGAACAUCACACGAAGGAGGCGCUCGACAUCUAAAUUACCUUGAACAGCUGCCGGCAGGAUUGUUGUGUUUUUCUGACGUUUUCCAUUUCAGCAUAACAUAGCAUUUUUUUUUUGUCUUUUAGGUGUCCCUGUAAGUCGCAGCCCUGCAUUCCAAAAAGGAAGACGAGUACUUUGCCAUGAGCUCCGACGGGGAUGGUGACAUGGAGAAUCAGGCUGAGCUGGAAGAAAAGACAAAGCUUAUAAACCAGGUGUUGGAGCUUCAGCACACUCUAGAAGACCUGUCGUCGCGUGUGGAUGCGGUGAAGGAGGAGAACCUGAAGUUGAAGUCUGAGAACCAGGUUCUGGGUCAGUACAUUGAGAACCUUAUGUCUGCCUCCAGCGUGUUCCAGACCACUGACACCAAGAGCAAACGAAAAUAAGGGACUAGACAAGAACCGCCACUACCCUCCUAAACCAACCCCCCUCUACAUUCAGCCCUCCUAACCCAAAUACCACCUAAUAACCCCCCUGAACUACAGCUGGUAGAGUUUAUGCCUUUGUCAUCAUGACAACCCUAGCCCCUCCCCUCACCACCUUUAAGAUUUCUACAGUGAAGCUAAAUUGUUUACGUUGGCUUACUUUUUAGCUUUUCUAUUUGUUACAGUAUUAUUGUCAUUAUUAUACAGUUGUUGUAUCUGACAUGUUAUUUUUGGGUGUAUAUGUUUAUUAUCUGUUACUACACAUAACCUCACCUGCAGGAAGAGACAAAGGAACCGUGUCAUCGCUCUGGAUAAGAGCGUCUGCUAAAUGACGUAAAUGUAAAUGUAAAUUUCAGAUUUCCUAGUAGUCUAAAUAGGCUUUCCAGAAAUCCCGGUUGGAUUAUUCCCGGAUCCCUGCUUAUCCCCUUCUAACUGCAGGAAUCUUCCAACCAGGAUUUCUGGAAAACCCAGACAAUUCUGGAAAAUUUUGCAGCCCUGAGGGCUCUAUUCAAUCCCCAUCGCGGAAGUUCAGAUUAACAGCGUGAUUCAAAUUUAAAGGCAAUGUUCCGGCUUUAGCAGAGACCUGAAUAGAACCCUAAGCUUAUCAUGUUUUAAUAUUGUAUGUUUUAAUAUUGUUUGUCAUCAAUAUUAUUAGACUAUGCUUUUAGGUCUAGGCUCAAUUGCAAUGAUGAUUACUUCUCUCCACUGGCAAAGUUUUCAUCAAACACACAAGAUGUUAAAACAGAGUUCAGCCCUUGUAUUUUCUCAAAUCAAUUGUCAUUGAAUUAACCAUUUGGGGCUUGUGCAUAUGCAUCAAUGGUGGAAAAAGUUGAUUCAUUGCAUUUGUCAGCCAGUGGAAGUAACCCUAAACCUUGCUGUGUAGCCGUUGUGUAUAUUUGACUAUUAUGGUAUUUUAAAAUGCAUUUGUUUUAAUAAAACUGUUUUUUGAUUGAG